CAUUCCAGUCACUUUUUGCUAAUUCCUUUCUUUUGUCUGCCAUUUAUUCCUUAACUUUUGGUUUCAUUCUGUGAGUGGCUGGCAGGUACUCGAUGGACAGAAACAUCCGAGGCUGCUUCGUUUGCUUGAACGAACUGGAGAGUAUGUGUUUAAUGUGUUGUCUGAAUUUGAUAUGGUAGUGAAACUGCCCCAUAUUACUAUUCCCAUUAACAAUAAGUUUCAUGUUAUACAAGAGGCAGAAGAAGCUCUUCUAAUUGAUUUACCUGUUAAUGCAUCCUCAAAGAUCCGAGUACAAAGUGAAAAAGUGACAGAGCUACUUUUUGAGCUCUCGGACAGUGAGCAGUGUUUAUCCAUCAUUUCUGAAGUGAAAAAGAUCAAGCAAAAAGCAUUAUCUACACGCCAUGUUUCUCAACAAAUGGAAUCCUUUGCUUUGCCAUCGCAGAUGGGACAUGUGUCACAACUGAAAUCUGGAAGCAGUAAUAUAGGUUUAGCAUUUGAAGACAAUUUUAGUGAUAUUUUGAAAGUAGAGCAAAAAAAGAACCAGCAAAAUCGGUUGAGUGCUCCUCGAGACCCACCACCAGUACCAGCUCAUAAAGAAUCUUCACAACCUGUUCCUCCUAGGAGAGGACAGCAAUCAAACUCUCUUAAUUUUCAAAAAGAAACAACUUAUCCUUCAGCAGCAAAAGACUGUCCUGCUUCUGCUACCACUGAUAAAGAUGGAUAUGCACAAGAAAAUGUUCCUCAGAUAUCCGGUACAAUGAGAAAGCUAUUUGUUCCUUCAAAUCAUAUGGGGCAGAGAGAAGGAUUAAUCAAGCAUAUAUUAAAAAAGAAGGAAAAGGAGUAUGUAGACAUUCAGCAUUUUAGGUUUUUUACAGGAACAUGGAAUGUAAAUGGUCAGUCACCAGACAGUAAGCUAGAUGCCUGGCUGGGCUGUGACCCUGAACCCCCUGAUGUCUACUGUAUUGGUUUUCAAGAACUAGACUUGAGUACAGAGGCAUUUUUCUAUUUUGAUUCUUCAAAAGAGCAGGAAUGGGUUGACGCAGUAGAGGCAGCUUUGCACAGCAAUGGCAAAUACAAAAAGGUGCACCUUAUUCGAUUAGUGGGAAUGAUGCUGGUUAUAUAUUGUAAAAAGGAACACAAAAAAAAUAUUCGAGAAGUUGUGUCAGAGUCUACAGGUACAGGAAUAAUGGGAAAAAAUGUAAUUUUCUUGUGCUUUUUUCAGGGUAAUAAAGGAGGUGUAGCAGUAAGGUUUGUUUUUUACAACACUAGCUUUUGCAUUGUAAACUCUCAUUUGGCUGCCCAUGUUGAGGACUUUGAAAGACGCAAUCAGGAUUACAAGGAUAUAUGUGCAAGGAUAAGCUUUGAUGUUGCAGAUCAGCCACCAUUCAACAUUGUCAAACAUGGUGUGGUCAUCUGGCUUGGUGAUCUAAACUACCGACUGUGCCUUCCUGAUGCAACUUUGGUUAAAGGCAUGAUUUCCCAGAAUGAAAUCAAGAGGCUACUAGAAUAUGACCAACUAAACAUUCAGCGAUCGACAAGGAAGGCUUUUACUGAUUUUGAAGAAGGAGUCAUUAAAUUCAUACCAACGUACAAGUAUGAUCCAAAGACUGACAAAUGGGACUCCAGUGGCAAGUGUCGAGUUCCAGCCUGGUGUGAUCGAAUCUUAUGGAGGGGGAGUGAUGUGAAGCAGCUAUCUUACAGGAGCCACAUGAAACUUCAGACCAGUGACCAUAAGCCAGUCAGCGCUCUGUUUGAUAUAGGUGUGAAAGUAGUGGAUGAACAACGCUACAAAAAAGCAUUUGAAGAAAUUGUUCGAAUGAUGGACAGGAUGGAAAAUGAUUUCCUUCCUUCACUACAGCUUUCCCAACGAGAGUUCAUCUUCAAAGAUGUCAAGUUUCGCCAACUUCAGAAAGAAAAAUUUCAGAUAACAAAUGAUGGUCAAGUUCCAUGUCAUUUUUCUUUCAUUCCGAAGUUAAGUGAUUCUCAGUACUGCAAGCCCUGGCUUAGGGCAGAUCCCUGCGAUGGAUAUCUGGAGCCAAAUGAGACAGUUGAAAUCUGGUUGGAAGUCUAUGUCAGCAAAGAUUCUGUAACCAUGUUAAAUUCAUGUCAAGACAAAAUUGAAGAUAUCCUGGUGCUCCAUUUAGAUCGGGGCAAAGAUUACUUUCUUACUAUUGGGGGAAACUAUCUUCCCAGUUGUUUUGGCACUUCCUUGGAAAGCCUUUGUCGGAUGAAGAAGCCAAUCAGAGAGAUUCCAGUAACAAAGUUGAUUGAUCUUGGAGAAGAAAGCUUCAUUGAGAAGGAAUCCCCUCGUGUAUACCACCUUCAAGUUGACAAUAAUGGUACGGAAGAUCCACCACUCAAAAUACCUAAGGAAAUAUGGCUGUUAGUGGAUCAUCUGUAUAAACAUGCCUGUCAAGAGGAAGAUCUCUUCCAAACACCAGGAAUGCAGAAUGAACUCCAAGAUAUAAUUGAUUGCCUAGAUACAACCAUUCCUGUUACAAUACCCGGAAGCAACCAUUCAGUAGCAGAAGCGCUGUUAAUUUUUUUGGAAGCAUUGCCAGAGCCAGUUGUGUGCUAUGAAUUGUAUAAUAAUUGCCUGGAUAGUGCUUUGGAUAGCCGCCUCUGUAGACAGGUAAUUUCUCAGCUUCCCCGAGUCCAUCGUAAUGUUUUCAGGUAUCUAAUGGCAUUCCUCAGAGAACUACUGAAGUAUUCACAGUACAACAACCUUAAUGCCAAUAUGAUAGCCACACUGUUUGCAAGCCUCAUGAUUCGUCCACCACCAAAGGUUUCUGGAAGACAAUCAGCACAAGAACGACAGAAAUCCAUAGACUUUAUAUUGAGUUUCUUAUUAAGUGGAGAUGAAGAAUAAAAAAAAAAACUGGUACAAAGUGAAGAAAUAUCUGUGCUCCAUCAGUUUGGUGAGGUUGUUUUAAAGUCUGCUGUGGAAAGACUGUCUCCAGUUGGGUGUUAAUGGAGAUUUGGAAACAUUAUUCUGUUUACAAAGAUCUUAAUUGCACAGCAUGUUAAAGCAGUGGUGAAGAAAUGAAGACAUGAAGAGGAGAUCUGCUCAGUGAAUAAUUUCACAUUUUUGCCACAUAAACAUGCAUACACACUUCUUUUUCUUUUUUCAUUUUCCUUAAUGAAGUACUUUUACACAUACUUGUAAAAAGUGGGUAUGGAUAAAAUUAUUAAUCUAUUUAAAUUGUAAAAUGUGCAACUGGUUCUUUAUCUUUAAUCUUUAUGUACAGUAUUGUUUAAGAAAAAACACUAUGUUGUGUAUUCUCCUUAAACAAUCAGGUUGAGUGAAGAUGUGCCAAAACUCUUUUUAACAUCUGAUGUUUACAAAAGAAAGGUACAGAUUUAUUUUACACUACAGUUACCUGUUUUGAAUAAACAUGACUACUCCCACAUUCCUUCCUCAAUAACAGCUAGUUUUGAAAAUUCAUUUUAGCAGUUCUUUGUUGCAUUCAAAAGCCUGUUUUAUUAAUAAUGUAAUAAUUUUAUACAUUUUGAAAGAGUCUAGACAGAAUUAUACAUGCAUAAAAACAUGUAAAUUGGGAACAUUUAUGUACAAUAAAUAUUAGAUUAGGGAAUUGUUUGCAUUUCAGUCAACAAUGUAACAUAAAAUCUUGUUUCAGGAGAAAGAGUUUAUAAUUAAGAGCUUCUUUCAGAUUUGUUUACAAGCUGUUAUAAAUUUGUGUUUCAGUACACUUUGUUAGAUCAAAACUAGAAAUUGUUCAUUCUUUAUACCACAUACUCUAUGUCCUUUGGAUAUUUUUGUUCUGGGGCCUAAUUAAGUAAAAACAUUGUGUGUUACUAUUGAACUACUAUAGUGUAUGAACAACCACUUCAAGUUGUAACCAAGCCCCAUAUCUUUUAGAACUUUCUUGAUUUUAUUUGUCAGUACAUUGUUUGCAUUCCUAUACAGUAUACUCUUUUUGCAGUGUUUCCAGGCGAAGAAGUGACCAGUACCAGUUUAUAUAGGAAUCUUUAAACUACUUUUGUUUUACAAAUGUAAAGUGUACAUGGAUUUUGAGAAACUGGGUGCAGAAAUGCACAUUUAUUUGUUCAAGGAAUUAAAAUUUGUAGAAGGCAGUAGUUAGCCUUACAAAAAAUUAAUUCUGCCUAAAAAAAUACCUACACAGAUGUCUUAAGUGAUGUGUUACAUAGGCAUUCCUUUUCAAAUUGUGCGUAAUGCCCUUUUAAAUUUUCAAAACUAUGUGUUACUUGUAUUUUAGAUUUUUUUCAGUGUCAAAUAUGAUCUUUAUUUAGGUUAGAUUAAUGCUGUCAUAAAGCAAAGAAUUUUCCACCACCAAGUACCUUGCUUGAAUCUGUUAAUAUUCAAGAUCGCCUUUGCCAAUUUCUGCUUAUGUGGCUGUAUUAGAUGGGACUGUCUUUUGUAUGUGUUUCAGGUUUAUUGUAGUGCAAUAUGAGCAGUAUAUGACACAUGUUAGUAUGGGUUUUGUUUUGUUUACCUGUUAAUAGAUCUUUAUCUGUGCAGUCCAGUUUUUUAAAUCUUUAUCACUAGAAGCACUUUAUUAUUUAGAAAAGAAAAACACAUAUGUAUGGUCUUGGAUAUAAUGGCCUCCUUAUUCAAAUCUGAAUAAAUUAUAUUAUGUAUUGACCAUUUGCAAAACAGUGCAUAUAUUCAUGAUAUAUAAAAUGUUGCAAUUUCUCUGAAAUUCUACCUUUGAAAGAUGCUUGUAAAUGACUAUUCCCCUUAGCACUAAAUAAUUGUACUGGACACAGAACAUCAGAGUAGACUUGUGUAUGUGUCCAAACACACACGCACACACCUACACUGUGUAAAAACAUAUUAUUUCUCUUCAUAAUUAAACUCCUGUUACCCAAUACAAAUUCUUGAUGGAUUUUUAUUAAUCUUCUAUUUGUAGAACAUAGCUUUUCCAAUUCUUAAUCACCCCACAUAUAGUGCCUUGUUUCCAAGAAUUAGAAAUUAUGUACUGAAUAGUAUCUUUGUUCACUAUUCAUUAUUUCAUUUUUGCAGAAAAGCACAAACUAGGUUUAGAUCUUUCAAUUACAUUCAUUUUGUACACUGUGAAAUGAACCAGAAUGUUAUUAGUUGUCAAUAAAGCAAAUAUUUUAUUUUGUAACUUUGUUUGUUGUCAACAUAACUAAAAUGGUAGUGGAAUAUUGUACUGUAUCACAGAAAAAAAAUGAUUUUACAGCAUUGAUUUUCGACUCUUGGGUGAAUUGAUAGCAGUUGCUUCCCAAUCCUAUAUGAUUUUAUCAGUUGGCUUUAAUUGAAUGUGCUUGCUGUUCAAAUACAAAGAUCUGUCCAUACAUUUGUAAUAAUGACAGAAACACAGAUGUUAAGAAGUCACUUGCACUUUUCUCUCCUGUUUAUUUUUUGUUUUUGUUCUUUGUAAUUUAUUUUCCAAUAAUAAAAAAUGUUUUCUUUUCUCAUUUA
Messenger RNA from Erpetoichthys calabaricus (reedfish), 5428 nucleotides. It is a transcript of the gene ocrl, whose product is annotated as OCRL inositol polyphosphate-5-phosphatase. Gene Ontology annotation, molecular function: inositol phosphate phosphatase activity; phosphatidylinositol-4,5-bisphosphate 5-phosphatase activity. Lineage: Eukaryota; Metazoa; Chordata; Cladistia; Polypteriformes; Polypteridae. Bases 173 to 2869 code for a protein of 898 amino acids. Gene Ontology annotation, cellular component: membrane; cytoplasm. The record is from RefSeq and is a predicted model, not a curated record. The transcript has 23 exons. Gene Ontology annotation, biological process: phosphatidylinositol dephosphorylation; signal transduction.